AUGGGAUUGCUUUCGCUUGGCACGCCUCUCGAUUGGCAUAGCUCUAGAAAGCACAAUGAGCAUAUCCGUGCAAAUGGUAUUACUCAGUUGAGAAACAUUUUCCGUCAGCAUGCGGGAAGAAAAAAUGAUCAUUUCUACUGGGGUGAUGAAGUGGAGUACAUGCUCCUCGACAUCAACCGCGAGAACAAGACCGCAAAGUUGGCCAUUGAUAAAGACUCGAUUUUAGAAGACUUGAAUGAUCCUCUGAAGCCGGAAAUUUCUGGGAAAGCUAUCAGCAACAACGUCAGUUUCCACCCAGAAUAUGGUCGCUACAUGAUUGAGGCUACACCCUUGAAACCCUAUGACGGAACACUUCUCAGUGACUUUCUGUAUGUUGAAGAGAACAUGAUCAAAAGAAGAGAGGUUGCGCAAUCCGAACUACCCUCAAAUAUCGUUCCUUUGACAUUCACCGCCUUUCCACGCAUGGGAUGCGGAGCUUUCACUUCUCCUAAGGCCAAGCCUAUCGGGCCCGCCUCUCAAUCUUUGUUUCUUCCUGAUGAGAUCAUCAAUAGACAUGCUAGAUUUCCGACAUUAACAGCCAACAUCAGAAAAAGACGCGGCCGUAAAGUGGCUAUUAACUUGCCAAUUUACCCAGAUGUGAACACUAAGUUGAUGGACGAUUCAAUUCCCCAUCGUGACUUGUUUCCAUCAGACCAGGAGCCCUGGCUUGGUGCUGCAAAGCCCGGUCAUGUUUACAUGGACUCUAUGGGUUUUGGCAUGGGAUCCUCGUGUCUCCAAGUCACAUUACAAGCGGCGAAUAUCGAGCAAGCUCGGUACGUGUACGACGGAUUGGCGCCUCUUACUCCAAUCAUGCUCGCGAUUUCUGCGGCCUCGCCUAUGUUUAAAGGAUUUUUGGUUGAUCAGGACGUGAGAUGGAAUGUCAUCAGUGGCGCUGUUGACGACCGUACGUUUGCCGAAGAGAAUGCUGAGCCUUUCGCCGGCUACGACUUGUUUGGGGGUUUGGACGUAUCUGAUCUGUUGAAAAGACACGUGGAAAGUUUGGGAGGCGGCCGCGGUGUAAAUGGUGACAAACUUGUCAACCGUUUCGGCGAUACUCUGAUGCAUUGCUCAGACGGAAAGCCUAUUCAAAAGCUCCCUAAGUCGCGAUAUGACUCGAUUGACUCGUAUUUGAGCGACGAGAAGUAUCAUAAAGACAGCUCGUACUUCAAGAAAGAGUACAACGAUAUCUACUCGCCCAUCAACAAGAAAAUUUACGACCAGCUUUCCAAAGAUGAGAACUUUGAUCAUCCAUUGGCGCAUCAUUUUGCCCAUUUAUUCAUUCGAGACCCUUUGGUAAUCUUCAGCGAAAUGCUUGACCAAAACAACGAAUUGGAAAAUGAUCAUUUUGAGAACAUUCAGCUGACAAACUGGCAGACUUUAAGAUUUAAGCCCCCAGCUUUGUAUCCUCAAGAUACUCCCACCGAAAUUUUAGCUCAAAAGCCUGGCUGGAGAGUCGAGUUUCGCCCUAUGGAGAUUCUGUUGAACGACUUUGAAAAUGCUGCGUACUCCGUUUUCAUAAUUUUGGCUAGUCAAGCUAUUCUUGAGUUCAACCCGGACUUUUACAUUCCUAUCCUGAGAAUUGAUGAAAACAUGAAAAUCGCUCAUAAAGUCGAUGCAGCUACACAAGAUACUUUUUGGUUCAAAAACCCAAAACGUUGGAAUGUUGACAAUGAGAUCUUCAAGGGUUUUGAUUUAUCUUGGUUUGACCGGUUCCUCAAUGAUGGAAAUGACUUACUCUGUAACAAUGCCGUUUAUCUCAAUGGAUAUAAUGACAGUAACGGAAACAUUCCACAGGAGUUCGAUGAUGAAGAGCCCAACGAGGUGAGAUUAACUGCAGACAAAAUCAUCAAUGGUGGCGACCACUUCCCCGGAUUAAUUCGCAUGAUUGUGAAAUAUGUAUCGAGAAAGUUGGUUCCAGAGGCCUGUAUCAGCAAUAACAAGCAUUGCAAAAUAGGCGUCGCUGCACAGCAGUUGACAGCAAUCCAGCAAUACUUGACAUUGGUGAGUGGCAGAGCCAGCGGUAAGAUACCCACCACAGCCCACUUCUUGAGAGAUUUUGUAGUUAAGCACCCAGACUACAAGGAAGAUUCGAAGGUGAGCGAGUUGAUCAACUUCGAUCUUGCUGAGUUGGCCGCCAACAUCACAACAUUGGACAUUAGCCAAGAAGAUUUGUUGAGUCGUUUCUUUGGACAAGAUAUAUUUAGCUACCUCAAGUCCAAGCAGGACUUGGCUGUAUGA
Metschnikowia bicuspidata var. bicuspidata NRRL YB-4993 is the source of this 2277-nucleotide messenger RNA. RefSeq names its product glutamate--cysteine ligase (gene GCS1). Gene Ontology annotation, biological process: glutathione biosynthetic process. Lineage: Eukaryota; Fungi; Ascomycota; Pichiomycetes; Serinales; Metschnikowiaceae. The record is from RefSeq and is a predicted model, not a curated record. The coding region runs from base 1 to 2277 and encodes 758 amino acids. Gene Ontology annotation, molecular function: glutamate-cysteine ligase activity. The transcript has a single exon.